CCUCGCACGCUGUGGUGUGCGCGGGCACAUUUUUGCAGCACUGCAUCGGACGCUUUCGCAAAGCGAUCAUGACAGAUACAAUAGUGUUAAAAAACGUCAAAUCCAAAAGUGACCACGAUUACAGUCUUCAACUGAAUCGGUGGUACCUCAAGCCAAUUGGCGCUUGGCCGCUAACGGGCGCAUCAAAUGUGAUUGGGAGGCUCAUAGUGUUGCUACAGAAUAUUAUUUGUUGGUUUAUAGUGUGUUUUAUAAUGAUACCGUGUUUCCUCCACAUGAUACUCGAGGCAGAGGACGUCCAGUCCAAGCUGAACGUAUUUGGCCCACUGCUUCACAGGAUCAUGGGAUUAAUGAAUUAUAUGACGUUACUGAAACAUCGCAGCGAUAUUCGCGAUUCUAUACAGCAAAUGGAGAAGGAUUGGCUACUCGUUGAAAGGGUCGACGACCGUGAGAUAAUGUUACAACAGGCCAAAUUGGGCCGUCUCAUUGCCUUAAUCUCUGGAAUAAUUAUGCAAGGCGGUACUUUACUCUAUAGCAUAGCUAAGGCAAUGAAACCCGUUACCAUCGUUGUUAAUAAUGACACGUUAACGAUGUACCCGAUGACGUGCCCAUCUUAUCGAAAAUUUAUUGAUACGAGAUUUAGUCCCAUGAACGAAAUCAUGUUAGUUGUGCAGUUCAUGUCGACAUUUGUAGUUGGUUCUUCUAUAGUGGGCGUUUGUAGCUUAGCUGCUGUUUUCGCAACGCACACCUGUGGUCAAUUAGACGUAUUGUACAAAAGGCUGGACGAGCUCGACAAAGAAGACGAGAGAGGGAACUAUAUAGUUAAAGAAAAAAUGGUCGACAUCGUAGAACGUCAUUUGAAAAUAUUAAGUUUUAUAACGCGCAUGGAGAAUAUCUUCCAUGACGCUAGCCUUGUGGAAGUAACAGGAAGCACAAUAACAAUGUGUUUGCUCGGAUAUUAUUCCAUUAUGAAUUGGGCUAAUUUUGACGGAGCGAAAAUAGCAGCUUAUGUUAUUGUAUAUGUGUCGCAGGGAUUCAAUCUUUUUAUAUUUUGUUAUAUUGGUGAAAUACUCACAGAACAGUGCAAAAAUGUUGGGCAGGCAGCAUAUAUGACUAAUUGGUACAACUUAAAUAAAACCACUGCACGUGGUCUUGUAUUGAUAAUUCUACGAUCGAGUAAAUUGAUUAGGAUAACCGCGGGAAAAUUAUUUCAAUUGUCUAUCGCGACCUUUGGGGACGUGCUUAGAACUUCCAUCGCAUAUUUGAAUAUAUUGCGGACUAUGACUACAUAAAGUAUAACGAAUUAUAAGAAAAAACAAGAUAUAUAUUUUGUAAAAACACAAAUGAAUAUAUUCUCAAAUACAAUAAACAUUAGAUACAUAAGAUUGAAA
This is a messenger RNA of Harpegnathos saltator (Jerdon's jumping ant), 1388 nucleotides long. RefSeq names its product odorant receptor 13a-like. The record is from RefSeq and is a predicted model, not a curated record. The transcript has 5 exons. The coding region runs from base 69 to 1289 and encodes 406 amino acids. Gene Ontology annotation, biological process: sensory perception of smell; detection of chemical stimulus involved in sensory perception of smell. Gene Ontology annotation, cellular component: plasma membrane. Gene Ontology annotation, molecular function: olfactory receptor activity; odorant binding. NCBI's taxonomy places the organism in Eukaryota, Metazoa, Arthropoda, Insecta, Hymenoptera, Formicidae.